Molecule: messenger RNA, 309 nt
Organism: Aspergillus wentii DTO 134E9
Lineage: Eukaryota; Fungi; Ascomycota; Eurotiomycetes; Eurotiales; Aspergillaceae
Exons: 2
Coding region: 1-309 (102 amino acids)
Source: RefSeq, a predicted model, not a curated record
AUGACAGUGGCAGCUGCCGAGCUGGCUGAUUUAUCGAUCUGGACACACUCCAUUAUUAUAUGCGACAUAACCACCGGCACUGGGCAGACCAACCAUUACAUCACAGUGCAAAUGCAGCAGUCGCAGGCCUCGUCACCGCAAUCACAGCCAAAGCAUGGUUUCGAGACGGACUUGAUGGGCUUUUUAAUAGAGGAACCGGACCCGGAGUCGGGAAGGGUAAAGUUGACGGGCGAGGAGAUGGAGCUGGCUGCCAUUUUUACUCGUAUGGCAGAAGACAGGAUGCAGAUCACUGUCGAGGUCAAUGGGUAG